AUGGCUCAAGAUAGCGACGUCACCCCGUCGGCCGAAGCUGCAGCAUCUGCUGCCACCACCACCACCGACGCUGUCGAAACAAAAGAACUUCCCAUCCGACAGACCAGCUUUGGAACGGCUGCUCCUGGACAGACCCUGACGGGGAAGCAAGAACAUUACCUCAAGCGCGAGCUUAUUUCCAAGCAGGCGAAAUGGGAAAUCGACGAGCUCAACUCUCCCACCGCUCUUCAGCGAUUCGGCGCGCCGUUUCGUUCUGAGCGUGGUGAGGUCCCACCUGAGGAGUCGGAACUCCCCAUUCUUCGUUUCGUUUUCGUCCACCAUGUUCGAGAUUUUCCUUUCCUCGACAAGGCCAAGGAAAAGGAGUUUUGGCAAGACAAACUCCAAGUUUUCUUGGAGUCAUUUGCAGUUAAGCGCGUCUCAUCAUCCGAAGACCGGCUUGAGGAAACCAAGCGGAGAAAGCUUGCCAUCAAGGCCCAGAAGCUCAUCGAGCUGAUGAUGGUUUCUGGCAUACCAACAUCCUCUGGCUUCGAAGAGCGCAUUCGCUUCUCAGAGAUUGAGAUUGUGGACAGCAACGCUAUUGAGACUGGAGUAAUGCAUAGUAUACCCGAGGGCAACUACAUCAAUGGGUGGGAUGUCAAUGUCGCUGGUGUGCGCGUCAUGACUGUCAAGGGGAGGAUCCGGCAGCACAAACACGCCGAGUUCUUGCUUCGUAUUAAGCAAAAGGGCGAGCUGGAGCACUUUGUCGGACGGAGGUAUGGAGACUUUAGCAGACUUCACAAGCGAAUAAAGACGGAGUUGCCUGGCCGGAUUCUGCCCCCUCUACCCAAGAAGAAUAAGUCUAGCACGACGGCAUCUGGGCUGUGGACCGGAUGGAGCAAUGCCGAUGAUUCGGAUGCGUCGUCUGUAUCGUCCGUUUCCACGCGAAUCACAGAUGCCCCCGUGCCGCAGUCUGGCGGUAUCUCGUCGCUGUUGUCGCCCACAGCACCCAGUCAACGAAAACCUGGUUCCGCUCGAUCCAUUCGCUCCGCAAGAGAGUCUCCUCGACCUUCGGUUGAUGGGAAGCAGAGUCCUGAGAAGCAGGAUGCCGAUGAUAGCGUCGUAUUGUGGAGAGAAUCCUCGCGCGUUUCUCUUCGUGCCUUUUUGAGGUCUCUGUUGCACAACCCUCAGGUUGCCAACACCAAAGCCAUGCAAGAGUUCCUGAGCGGUGACCCCAUCACCCCCACCGACGAUGAUGUAGAGGACAUUAUGAGGCGCAAGGCUAUCGACGAGAAGAGAAUCGAGGAACAGAAACAGUUUUAUGAGAUUGCGAGGAAGAGAGCCGCGGAACUUGACGAAUACAUGGAGCACUUUCGGCGGGAUAUUGUCGAGCGAAACGGUCUUACAAUGCUUUUCAAGGAAAUAAAGGAAAAAGAGACGAUUCAAGACCUCAGUCUCCAGUAUCAAAAAUUUGCAGAGUGGUUGAGGAUUGAAGUUGCAGCUGUGAUUUAUCACCUCUUCCUUGCGGAGGAUAAUUCGCCCGAGAUUUUUGCCCAAGCGAAGCGCAUUCACUCUCUGAUCCCCUACUCGGUCCUCAAAAAUGUCAUUCGCAUUGCCAACCCAGCGGCAGUCAUGUCGGGUGUGCUGGACAUCUUCCUUGCCCAACCGUUCGGUACCAGAUCACUAAUGCAAAGAAUUUUCUCUCUCACUCUCAAUGACGGGAUCAAGAGCUUCCAAAAGUCGAUUGACGCUCUGACAAACAAGAUCGCGGACCCCGUCUUUACUGACAAGCUAAAGAGAUACACAGACGCCGAGGAAGAUCUGAAAGCCGCUAUCCGCUUGGAGGCUGAAGAGGAGCAGAUUGACCUUAUUGUUGCCAUUAUGCGAUCCGAUCUCAUCGAGCCCGAAUUGACUGGUGAACAAAUUCAGCGUCUGUUUAAUGCAUACGUUGCGUUCAACAAUGCCGUCGAGAACGUUGACGAGGAAUUGAAGCAAGGUGCGCAACUGUUCUCGUAUCUGAAGCAGCUUCUUAAGCUCUGCACACGACAGCGAGACAAGGCUAUGAUGCUUCGACUAAUUGAGGAGCCGGUGACACUGCAACUAUUCCGAGAUCUGUUUACAAUCUUUUACGAGCCUCUUGUUAGAGUAUACAAGUCCGCCAAUGUCUAUAAUAGUGUCACAGACUUUGCGGUCUUUAUAGAUGACAUGAUUCAGGCAAGAUCAACACACGCCGUCGUCGACAAAUGCAGAGAGCAGGAUGCCUCGGCAGAUCCCAACCAGACGGUUCAAGCUUUUAUCGAUUUAUGCCAGAGACACGAGCAUCACUUUUACAAAUUUGUCCAUGAGGUCCACACACACGACAAUGGCCUCUUUACGCAGCUCAUGGGCUGGAUCGAAGGAAUCCUCGAGUUCCUCCGCCACGGACCCAAGAACGGAACGCUUAAUGUUAAUGCAUUGUUUGAAGGCGGCGUUAGUGCAGGAAUUUUAGACAAGGAAAAGGCCAUUCAAGAGAUCAACUCUCUCAUCUCAUGGCAGGAGGCGAGGAAGAAGUGGCACCACGACAAGACGCGACAGAAGAUGGCCGCAGAGGGCGGGCCUCUAGGCUCUGUAGGAGCCAUUGGAACUGGCUUCGAUUCUACUGAUUUUGGCUUAAACGGACAAGACCUGCAGGAAAUGGCAUAUGACUUCGAGUCCGAGUCUGAAAAGGAGGCGGAGGCGGAGGAAGAGGAUGAGCUGGAUCCAAUCUCGGCAGAGAGACGCAGAAGAGCUAAGAAACAAGAUCGACUCCGCCGCAGUGCAGGGGAGCCGGCGAAGCCUGUGAUCUCUGAGGUCCACAAGCUGCAUGACAAUUUCUUGGUCAUGCUGCGGGAGGUGCUGGCAGGUUAA
Molecule: messenger RNA, 2862 nt
Organism: Metarhizium robertsii ARSEF 23
Lineage: Eukaryota; Fungi; Ascomycota; Sordariomycetes; Hypocreales; Clavicipitaceae
Product: PX domain protein
Exons: 7
Coding region: 1-2862 (953 amino acids)
Molecular function (GO): phosphatidylinositol binding
Source: RefSeq, a predicted model, not a curated record